Molecule: messenger RNA, 1657 nt
Organism: Strongylocentrotus purpuratus (purple sea urchin)
Lineage: Eukaryota; Metazoa; Echinodermata; Echinoidea; Camarodonta; Strongylocentrotidae
Gene: hspb11
Product: intraflagellar transport protein 25 homolog
Exons: 4
Coding region: 83-502 (139 amino acids)
Biological process (GO): intraciliary transport
Cellular component (GO): intraciliary transport particle B; centrosome; cilium
Source: RefSeq, a predicted model, not a curated record
GAAACCGUGGUUACAUGACGCAUUCUUCCGAGCUCGGUAGUUGAGAGGCUGACAAGGAUAUCGGUAAAUCUUCAGAAUCAUCAUGUUUGACGUAGCACUUGCAGAAGCAGGGGCUCAAGUUCCCAUUGCAACUUCAAGUGAUGAGAAUUUUCCUCCUGAGAAUAUAAUUGAUGGAAAAUCAGAGACAUUCUGGGCAACUACUGGACUGUUUCCACAGGAGUUCAUCAUCACCUUUACAGCCUUGAUGUCACUAGAACAGAUCAAAAUAAACUGCUAUCAAGUGAAAGGGUUAGCCAUGGAACGCAGUAUUGAGAAUGAACCUGUGAACUUUGAACCCAUGUGUGAGAAAGAGCUAUGCCCAUCAGAUGCGUCCUUACAAAUGGAGGAGUUUUCCGGGGAGAAUUCUAGUGCAAAGCAUCUCAAGUUUGUCAUCAAGUCUGGAUAUGACCACUUUGUCUCUGUUCAUAAAGUUUGUGUGAAUGGAAUGGCAUCCAGAGAAUGACAUCACCAGAAACAGUCUCCUGGACUGGACACAGAUCAUCUCAAAUACUACUACCCUCUGGACAAAAUCUGGAUAAGACUACAUGUACUUUGUCUCUGUGAAUAUCAUGGCUUUGAGGGAAUGACAGAGAAAAUGACAUAUCACUACAAGAUCUCUCCUAGACAUAGAUCAUAUCAAGAUAUUAAGUUUAUUGUAAAGACCACUUUGUUUCUACAUGUAUGUACAAAGUCUCAGUGAAUGGCAUGGCAUCAAGAGAAUGACAAAGAAAAUGACAUUGCCAGAAAACUAAUGUUUUCAACUGCUAAAUACAUAUUUGCAAGUACAAGUACAUGUACAUCUAGUUUGUCUACCAAAAUUUUGUAAAUCCAAAAACUUUCAUGAAUUAUAAUGUACAAGUAACAGCCAUUAUUGCAGUAAGAAUUAUUCAAAAGCUCAGUAAUGUGAUGGUUGGAUCUCAAUUUUUUGCGGCAUGAAACUUUUUGAGAAUCGGGACCACUCAUGAAAUUGGCAACUGUUUCACCCACACUAAAUAUUAUGCUAAAAUUUCAAGUAGUCUGUGCCAGUGACUAUAAAUACUACUUUCAUGAAUUUCUGUGAUCUCUUGGUUUAAAUUCAUGCACAAAGGAUUUUAAGGAAAGUUAAAGACCAUUGAUUAAUAUCUCUGUUUUGUUUUAGCUGAAGUGUAUACAAUAUCCCCUCGCCGACGAAGUCGGAGGGGCUAUAGUAAGGCUGCCGUCCGUCCUUCCUAAUGCCAACUCUUUCUUAUGGUAAUCGCUCCUUUCGCAAAGCUUCAGCUGAACUUUGGAACAGAUUACCUAUAAAUGUAAACUGUCAAACCAUUAACCUAUUCAAAACUAGUCUCACGACACAUUUAUUCAAAAUUGCGUUCAUGAUUACUUAACUCUAUUCACUUUGAUGUGUAUUCCAUAUGUAUUGUAAUUUAUAUGUUUAUUUGCUUUUUUAGUUUUGUAUAAGAUGUAAUUGUAUAUCAGUCUAUUUUGUGUCUAUAGGGCUUAGAGACUUCGGUGGUAAGCGCUUUAUAAGUAACGAUUUUAUUAUUAUUAUUAUUAUUCCUUCCUUCCGUCCGUGCGUCGACCGUCCGUAACAAAUUUGGUUUCCGAUUACUUCAGUAAUGUUUGACGGAUUUUAAUGAAA